Ilyonectria robusta is the source of this 894-nucleotide messenger RNA. RefSeq names its product P-loop containing nucleoside triphosphate hydrolase protein. Bases 1 to 894 code for a protein of 297 amino acids. Gene Ontology annotation, cellular component: mitochondrion. The transcript has 5 exons. NCBI's taxonomy places the organism in Eukaryota, Fungi, Ascomycota, Sordariomycetes, Hypocreales, Nectriaceae. Gene Ontology annotation, molecular function: ATP binding; 4 iron, 4 sulfur cluster binding; ATP-dependent FeS chaperone activity. Gene Ontology annotation, biological process: iron-sulfur cluster assembly; mitochondrial respiratory chain complex I assembly. The record is from RefSeq and is a predicted model, not a curated record.
AUGAUGCGCCCAACUUCGACCCGGCUCUUCCAAACCGUCCGCGCCGUUCAACAUGAGAACCCCCUGGGCCUCCCUCGUUCAGGGACGCCUCCCAGCUGGCCUCGACGUCCCCAGAGGCGGAAGAUCACAGGCGUCGAGAAGAUUAUUGCCGUGUCAUCAGCCAAAGGAGGUGUAGGGAAAAGCACAGUUGCAGCCAAUUUAUCACUUGCCUUUGCUCGGCUUGGCUAUCGUACGGGUACCCUGGAUACUGACAUUUUUGGCCCAUCCAUCCCCACCCUUUUCGAUCUCUCAGGGGAGCCAAGAUUAUCAACCAAUAACCAGUUAAUUCCAUUGACAAACUAUGGGGUCAAGACUAUGUCGAUGGGUUAUCUAGUCGGCGAGAAUGCUCCCGUCGUUUGGCGAGGUCCCAUGGUCAUGAAGGCAAUCCAGCAACUACUCCACGAAGUCGAAUGGGGUGGUCUUGACAUCUUAGUAUUAGACUUGCCUCCGGGCACUGGUGACACGCAGUUGACCAUUACACAACAGAUCAUCCUAGAUGGCGCAGUUAUUGUCACCACACCUCACACGCUCGCGACUAAGGAUGCAGUUAAGGGCAUAAACAUGUUCAAGGCUGUCAACGUUAAUAUCUUGGGACUAGUGCAAAACAUGUCUCUCUUCCAAUGCCCUCAUUGCCAGGGCGAGACACACGUGUUUGGCUCCAAUGAGAGAGUAGAGAAGAUGUGCAGAGAGCAUGAGAUUGAUUUCCUUGGCGACAUCCCUCUACAUCCCAAUAUUGGGGAUGACGCUGAGAAGGGGAAGCCGACCGUGGUGGCUGAGCCAACCAGUGAAAGAGCAUCUGCCUUUCUGAAGAUUGCCCAAGACAUCUGUCCCAAGAUUGACUUGAGCAGCAACUAA